Osmerus eperlanus (European smelt) is the source of this 5899-nucleotide messenger RNA. It is a transcript of the gene ddr1, whose product is annotated as discoidin domain receptor tyrosine kinase 1. Gene Ontology annotation, biological process: multicellular organism development; protein phosphorylation; positive regulation of kinase activity. Gene Ontology annotation, molecular function: protein tyrosine kinase collagen receptor activity; ATP binding; collagen binding. The record is from RefSeq and is a predicted model, not a curated record. Gene Ontology annotation, cellular component: plasma membrane; signaling receptor complex. Lineage: Eukaryota; Metazoa; Chordata; Actinopteri; Osmeriformes; Osmeridae.
AUGAACGACGAGCGAUCACCGGGAUGCAUCUCUAAGGAUCUGGUAUGCCUGUGGUCUUCCGUGUGUCUCCGGACAGGUAAUCAGGUGUGGUGUUGCUGCCAUGACCGUGCACAGCUGCCCCUGCUGCCUGUCCUCGUCACGGUCCUGGUGGCUCUGUCGUGUGCAGAAGAUCACGAGUGGCACUUUAACCCAGGUGAGACACAACCACAGACAACAAAAUCAGGUCUCCUGGCCGAGAGUCUUGCCAUGUGGAGGUUGAGUACAGGAGAGGGGGAUGGAGCAUGGUGUCCUGCAGGAUCAGUUUUCCCCAGCGGUUCUGAGUAUCUCCAGGUGGAGCUCCGCACCCUCCACUUCCUGUCCCUGGUGGGAACCCAGGGUCGCCACGCCGACGGUCACGGCCGGGAGUUCGCCCGGAGCUACAAGCUGACCUACUCCAGAGACGGACGGACCUGGAUGACCUGGAAGGACCGCUCGAGCCAGGAGGUGGUGUCUGGGAACGAGAACACGUACGAGGUGGUUCUGAAGGACCUGGGGCCGCCCAUCGUGGCCCGCAUGGUGCGCUUCUAUCCGCUAGCUGACAGGGUCAUGAGUGUCUGCCUCAGAGUGGAGCUGUACGGCUGCCUGUGGAACGAUGGUCUGAAGGCGUACACAGCUCCAGUGGGCCAUGUCAUGCACUUGUCUGGCUCCCCCGUCUACCUGAAUGACUCCACCUACGAUGGGAGCACAGAGGCAGGGGUCCAGUUCGGAGGUCUGGGCCAGCUGUGUGACGGCGUGCUGGGAGGUGAUGACUUCACUGAGACCAAGGAGCUGAGGGUGUGGGCGGGGUACGACUACCUAGGCUGGAGUCGCGAGGCUCUGGGGCAGGGCAGCGUGGACAUCGAGUUCCACUUCGAGGACACCCGCAUCUUCCACACCAUGCAGGUGCAUAGUAACAAUCGGCACACCCAGGGCGUACGGGUCUUCAGCAGGGUGGAGUGCCAGUUCAAGCCGGGCCUACUGCAGCCCUGGUCGGGGGCGCUGGUCCUGGCCGUGCCCCUGGAGGACCUGAAGGACCCCUCAUCCCGGCCCAUCUCCCUGCCCCUGGGGGGGCGCCCCGCCCAGAUCCUGCGCUGCAAGUUUGCCUUCGCCGACCGCUGGCUGCUCAUCAGCGAGAUCUCCUUCUACUCCGAGCCCUUUGGGGAGAAAGGUACAGAGACUGGGUCAGUUCCUCCUCUUCUUCCUCCUGCUCCUCCGGACCCCUCUUCCUCUCCUCUUCCUCCUCCUGUCCUCCACACCUCCACCAGCCCCACCCCUGGAUCCAACUCCUCCAACUCCACCAUGGGCCCCUCCGAACCCCCCUCCACCAACCCCACUACGAACGGCACGGGUAACAGCACACUCUCAGGAGCUGACUUUGCUGAUUACCCAAGGGCGGGACUUCCUGUCGCCAAGGACGACAGCAGCAACACAGCCAUCCUGAUUGGUUGCCUGGUGGGCAUCAUAUUACUGCUCCUGGCUGUCAUCGCUGUCAUUCUGUGGAGGCAGUACUGGAAGAAGAUACUGGGCAAGGCCCAGGGCAGCCUGUCCAGCGAUGAGCUACGCGUCCAUCUGUCCGUCCCGUCAGACAACGUGGUCAUCAACAACACCCACAGUUACUCCAGCCGCUACCAGCGCAUACACACCUCCCCUGAGGAGAGGGAGGGCGAGAGGGGGGGCGAGGGGGAGUACCAGGAGCCCAGCGCCCUGCUGAGGCCCAGAGACCAGAGAGACAGCACCGCCUUGCUGUUAAACAACCCAGCGUAUCACCUGCUCCUGUCUGAUCAGAGACAAGGCUCCUGGCCCCUGGCUGUGCCCAGCACCUCCCAGGCUCAGGAAAAGAGCCUCAAUGUUCCCCAGGCCUGCGGCCUGGACAGGGAUCUGGAGAAGGGCUUCCCCCUCACCCAGGAGGAGCCUCCCCCUUACCCUGGCGCCCCUCCCUACCCCUCCGUGUCCCCCCCGCUGCCCCCCAGCGUGCCCCACUACGCCGAGGCCGACAUCGUGAGCUUGCAGGGCGUCAGCGGCAACAACACGUACGCCGUGCCCGCCCUGACCACGCCCAGCCCCGGCGCCGACUCCGCCCCCCUGCCGGAGCUGCCACGCCAGUGUCUGGUCUUCAAGGAGAAACUGGGGGAGGGCCAGUUUGGAGAGGUGCACCUGUGUGAGAUCGAGAGCCCUCAGGACCUGCCCAACCUGGAGUUUCCCUUCAACGUGAGGAAAGGGCGCCCCCUGCUGGUGGCAGUGAAGAUCCUGCGUCCUGACGCCUCCAAGAACGCCAGGAACGAUUUUCUGAAGGAGGUGAAGAUCCUGUCUCGCCUGAAGGACCCCAACAUCAUCCGGCUGCUGGGCGUGUGUGUGAGCAGUGACCCUCUCUGCAUGGUGACGACGGAGUACAUGGAGAGUGGAGACCUCAACCAGUACCUCUGCCACAGAGUCCUGCUGGACAAGUCUGGGCCCACACACAACACCCCCACCAUCAGCUACCCAGCCCUCAUCUCCAUGGCCAGCCAGAUAGCGUCGGGGAUGAAGUUCCUGUCGUCCCUGAACUUCGUCCACCGCGACUUGGCCACGCGCAACUGCCUGGUGGGGGGCGAGCGAGGCGAGAGCGGCGGGGAGCGGCCAAUCAAGAUAGCCGACUUCGGGAUGAGCAGGAACCUGUACGCAGGGGACUAUUACCGCAUCCAGGGACGAGCCGUGCUGCCCAUCCGCUGGAUGGCCUGGGAGUGUAUCCUGAUGGGUAAGUUCACCACGGCCAGUGAUGUGUGGGCGUUCGGGGUGACCCUGUGGGAGAUGCUGAGUGUGUGGCAGGAGCAGCCGUACUCCAGCCUGACCGACGAGCAGGUCAUCGACAACGCAGGAGAGUUCUUCAGAGACCAGGACAGACAGGUGUACCUGAGCAGGCCAGCCGUGUGUCCCCAGGGUCUGUAUGAGCUGAUGCUGAGCUGCUGGAACAGGGACUGCAAGCUGCGCCCCUCCUUCGCCAACAUCCACUCCUUCCUCACAGAGGACGCCAUGAACAUGGUGUAGACGGCGAGGGAGAGGGGGAACGAGAGAGAGAGGCCGGGAGAUGAAGAACAAGGAUGAGGGGGGACCCUCUGCUGAUCUCGUCCCUACCUUUUUAGCAGUAGAGGAAAGGCUGAUUAUGGAGGUGAAGAGAUUAGACGGUCGCUUGUACAUUUCCUGUUUCCCUGGGUGGACGGGGCUGAGAAACCGCAGGUUCGGUUUUCAGUCACCCCCCCCCCCCCCACACACACCUGUAGCCCCGCUAACCCAGAGUACUGUAGACCAUAGUACCACCCCUGCAUCUCAUCAUGAAUGUAAAACAAUGGCUGGUGGUGGGUUAACUGCAUCCUGCUUAAUGAACUGUUGUUUCUCCAAGUUAAUGACAUAGAGUGGCUUUAAUGACUCACAUUGAACCUUCGUAACGCACGCCCGAUGACGUAGGUGAAGCCGAAUCAAAGAAAAGAUAGGAAGAGUUCCUCAGAACGUGAUUAUCGUAGAACAGCAGAUCCGUGUUUAGUCCGUGUUGGUGCGUGACACAUUGUAUAGCACUGCUGUAGUUUUGCGGUAUUUUCAAUGGUGAAGUAUACAACCUGGGGGUGUACUGGCAAAGGUUGACGUACAGGAUGUAUACUGCAGCCAUGGCUCUGUGAACACGGUACAGGAUGUAUACUGCAGCCAUGGCUCUGUGAACACGGUACAGGAUGUAUACUGCAGCCAUGGCUCUGUGAACACGGUACAUUUCUGCGUCCCACCCUGGUCCCACCCGAGCUGGGUCAGACGUGGGGGAAACACCACGUUGAACUACACAGAAUUUCUAAAAAGACAAUUGGGGUAAACGACCCCCCCCCCCCAGCACAUUCACGCCCGCGGUCACAGUCACAGCGUUGUGACCGCGGGCGUCUGGUGACGGGCAGACACUGCAGGACCGACAGCCAAUCCGGUUGUCGGACCGUGUUGUUCCACGCCACGCCACACUUCCUGUAUCGAAGAGGAGCCUCGCGCUGUCGCACCAGUCAGGUGUCACUCAGUCAGCAGAGGGCACACGGGCACAGGAAGUGAGAUUUCAAACAGGAAAUGAGACUCGAAAGAGGCUGUAUGUACAGUACCCACAUGCGAGCGCUCGCAAACUUAUUCACCAGUUACAACCACCGACCUUGUUUGGCUUUGACCAGCCCCAGACACAGUGAUACAAGUCCCAUUUUCACAAACCAGCUGCACUUUAAAAACAUGUAUCCUGGUCCAUCGGUGCCCACAGCUCACCAACGCAGAACUCCCAGGCAACUCCUGAAAGGCACAAACCAUAGAAGAAGAAGCAUUGCAUUUGGCUUUCUUCCCUGUUAGUUUUGCAAUGAAAUGCGAUGCAAGCGUGCGUCGCCGUGUCAGAAGCGUUGUCUGAAAGAGAACCAGGAGCAUCAAAUGCUGGGAGCACAGAGCGCAUUAAAUGCAGUAUGCAUAGCCGUUUAGUUAACUCUGUAUUAUCACAUAUAGGCCUAUAAGCUGACCAGGGUAGGCCCUCUACCUUACUGAUUGUACAGAACUGUAUGCUUGUCCAGUUUAAUUAUUAAGUAAUCCCUGUUUACUGAUUGAAUGAGAGUGAACGGCCAUGUCAUGUGAAUGCAGUACGUGCCAUUUGAUUGAUCAUUUUUGAUACACUGUAGUUGGACUAAACCCAUAUUUUUUUUAUAUACUGUAUGUACUUAGACACUCCUUGACGUCAGUGAUUUUGUCCUUUUUGUCUUUGAAGCAGAACCUAACGGCGUGUACAUAUUUUAAGAACGGAAUUCUGAUUUUGUUCACUAAUAUAUGGAAAUUCUUUGCUAUUUUUGGGGUCUUUUGUUUCCUUGUAGAAAGCUUGCUACCUUGAUGCCAUUGUCAUUCAUCAUGCUGUCUAUUUUUGUAGAUGUUUUAAUAAAAUUAAUCUUUUCAAAUAAAGCAGGUAAGAUAUCCCAGUUUAAUGUACAAUAUGAGAAUACUAUUUACAGUCGUCCUCUAACAAUUAAACCAGAACUUUGUAAAGGAAUAAACAAAACAAGAUUGAGUUCAAUUACAAAAAUCUGAGAUUGUUUAAUGUGUGUAUAUAACUAUGGUACAGUCUCACAAAUGUUAGGCAAGCAUUGUUUUGGCCACUGUAUAGGGUACACGAAUGGUGAUCUUAGUCUGACAGUAGCCUAGACAAACGGGGGAAAAUUGUCAGAAUUCUUAAGGCUCGAUUAUCGACACUAUAAUAAGCACAUCUAUCUUCUGAUGUCAGUUGGGCAACAGAAGCCUUUUAAAAUAUUCAGGCACUUUGAAGUAACAUGAUGCACAGACAACCAAGAGUAGUUAUGUAGAUUCUUGAAGAGAGGUAUAUGAACUAAAACCGAACUGACCAUAGCAGCAUGUUGAUAUAAUCCUACCCCAACCCAAACACAUUACAAAAAGUAACUGGCAAAACGCAACCAACCUAUCAAUAUAGCAAUAGUCCUAGUGCUGGUGUGCAUGUCAACUGGAGAUACACACGGGAAGAAAAAAACUAAACAUGGAACAUUUCAAAUAAGUAUCUGAGUUGCAGGAAACCUUAAGGUCAGGGCUCACUGUACUGCACAGUCGAUGACAACCACACAGACUUCUGAGCAGGAAAACCCCCAGAAUGUUACCAUCGCCACAUCCUUCACCAUCUUUCACUUGACAAGAAACUCAACUCGUAACUCCAAAAUCUCCUCUCACAGUACAGGACUGCGGUAAAGACAUGCAAAGCAUUCUGUGCACGUCUUUCAUACAGGUUACUUAUAAGAAACGCCAACGAAGAGCAAGUUGGGAGGUUAGUUCUGACUACUUAUUUUGUCUUCCCAAAGAGCAUGCGAUUAGCAAAGCUAACACAACAAAUAUAACAUUCCUGCUA